ACACGACUAUUUGGGAAAGAAACGGCGUUUGAUAAAUGAACUGCGAAGUGAAUACAAAAAAAUGGUUGCAGAGGCAAGAUGAAGUUAACAUGGAACAAGAAGCGCUCCAGAGAAGCUUUCGCAAGAUACUCAAACCUCCCCUUUGAUCAACAAGAACCCUCUUCUGAUGAUACGCAGCUGCAGAAUCAUGAACCCACCGCUUCUCAAAAUCACGAGAAACCCUCUGCUGAUGCUUUGGAUUCUGAUUCUGACUUCAAAAAACUUGCCCAAUCCUUCCAAGCCCAAGGCGACAAGCUUGCUGAGGAUGGGAAAUACCGGGAAGCACUUGGGAAGUGGGAGGCGGCUCUUAAUUUGAUGCCUGAACAUGCAGUUUUGUUUGAACAGAAGGCACAAGUUCUACUUGAGCUUGGGGAUGCAUGGAGUGCAUUGAAGUCAGCAACUCGAGCAACUGAAUUGGAACCAUCAUGGUCUGAGGCAUGGGUCACUCUUGGUAGAGCACAGUUAAACUUUGGAGAGCCUGAUAGUGCCAUUGAGAGUUUUGACAGAGCAUUAGCUAUCAAGCUUGAUUCCGUGGAGGCACAAGAUGACAAGAAAACUGCGUUACAUCUUAUAAAGAGAAGAAAGCAGCUUCAUUCAUCAGGCCUGAGUACCGCUAAAAACCGUUAUAUGGUAGGUGAUAGCACCGACUCUUGAUUUUACACGAAGUGUAAUUGUUACUCAGAGGAGGAUUGGUGUUAAGAGUUACCAGCCAUCUGUAAUUGAGAAUCCAGUAUGCGGAUAAAGGAUAUAGCACUGAGAUUGAGUCCCCAACUUACCACGAGACAGAGAUGAACAUAGCUACACAAUCGAAAAUUUUGGAUUUGCUCAGGAUUCGGCUUUGAUGGAAAACUUUGUAGGCAUAAUAUCAGACAGUACUGUCUAUUCUGAAAGUUUAUGCAAAUGGUGUGUGCUGUUUCGAUCUUUUAGAAAACGUUUGUUAAAUUUAAA
Hibiscus syriacus is the source of this 987-nucleotide messenger RNA. RefSeq names its product tetratricopeptide repeat protein 33-like. The coding region runs from base 79 to 693 and encodes 204 amino acids. Gene Ontology annotation, molecular function: protein binding. The transcript is spliced from 5 exons. Lineage: Eukaryota; Viridiplantae; Streptophyta; Magnoliopsida; Malvales; Malvaceae. The record is from RefSeq and is a predicted model, not a curated record.